GUAAUGUUUUCGUUUGACGUUUCGAACAGCCAAAAGUCGACAAUCGCGUUGGAAAAGUUUGUGUUUACGUCACACAUGGUCCCUGUGUCUGCGAUCUUUAAAUAAUUAUGGAAAAUCAGUAUCAAGGAGUAACAGAGAGUUCUAAUAUUUGGAAUAAUUCUGGUUGUAAUAGUGAAGAUUAUAAGAAAGAAGAAACAGACAGGAAUUAUGAUGCUAAAUAUCUUAUUAAAUCAGAAUGUCGAGUUGUUUUGAAGAGAUUGAAUAUUAAAGUAGAGAUUGAAGAUGGUAAAGAAGUCAUUCUCCUUCCAGAUGAAUACAAACACUUAAAUCUUAUCAAGAAGAUUAAUUUCUUCAUUCCCAACAAAACAUUUAACAGAAAUAAAGUGAACGUCCAAAUUAACAAGGAUGAACAGAAUAAAGAACAUCACAUUUCAAAAAGAACAAAGCAUUAUAAAGAUGAGACCAACAGGAAGAGGUUUCGUUUUUCAGUUAAAAACUUGAAUAAAAUACAAUGGAAUAUUAAAAAGAAGUACUUCAAGAUAAUGUGUGCAUUUCAUUUUAAAGAAAAGUUCACAUGUAAUUUAUGUACCCAGCCUUUCACAAAUUACAAAGUAUUAAGAGCCCAUCUGUUCUUUCAUAUUGGAAACAAACCAUUUCAAUGCACAACCUGCAAUCAGAUGUUUUACUGGGAAUUUGUUUUACGAAGACACAACAAAGAACACUACAAUAAAAUGCAAAUGUUACAAAAAUCAUUGGAAGCCAGAAACAUAAGAAUAGUUGAAGACAACGUCACCAAAGUUUUUUAUAAAACCUGUUUUUUAUAA
Molecule: messenger RNA, 824 nt
Organism: Centruroides sculpturatus (bark scorpion)
Lineage: Eukaryota; Metazoa; Arthropoda; Arachnida; Scorpiones; Buthidae
Product: zinc finger protein 254-like
Exons: 2
Coding region: 108-824 (238 amino acids)
Biological process (GO): regulation of transcription by RNA polymerase II
Cellular component (GO): nucleus
Molecular function (GO): DNA-binding transcription activator activity, RNA polymerase II-specific; RNA polymerase II cis-regulatory region sequence-specific DNA binding
Source: RefSeq, a predicted model, not a curated record